Messenger RNA from Kluyveromyces marxianus DMKU3-1042, 1647 nucleotides. RefSeq names its product putative GTPase MTG2 (gene MTG2). Bases 1 to 1647 code for a protein of 548 amino acids. Gene Ontology annotation, molecular function: GTP binding; GTPase activity. Gene Ontology annotation, cellular component: mitochondrion. The record is from RefSeq and is a predicted model, not a curated record. NCBI's taxonomy places the organism in Eukaryota, Fungi, Ascomycota, Saccharomycetes, Saccharomycetales, Saccharomycetaceae. The transcript has a single exon.
AUGCUAACUCGACCAGCUGCUUUAAGAUUGUUACCGAGCAGUAAAUUCUGUAGGUACAUUUCAGAUAUACCUGACAAUGCACCUGGUGCCAUUGAUAAUGAGAUAUGGUUACAGGAGUUGGCUAAUGGCAGAAAGAAAAGUAAGAGGACUCCAAGCGUUAGUCAAACCGAAGACCUUUCUAUUAAACACGACAAGAAAGCAGUAGCUACGAAGUCUAGAGGUUUACAGAGUAAGAUCAAAUAUGAAGUUAUAUCGACCCCACCUGAUACUCCAUUCAUAGAGAUCAAAUCACCAUUAUCUAAUUUUACAAAGAUGUCAUACUUGCAAAAGAAUAAGAAUGUAAGAGUCCAACAAUCUAACUUUGUCGACCUUAGGAUCAUCAAGUGCCGAUCAGGUAAUGGUGGUGAUGGUUGUGUUUCAUUUUUCAGAGAUAGAGGCCGAGCUAUUGGCCCUCCUGAUGGAGGGGAUGGUGGGGAAGGCGGUUCAGUAUACAUUCAAGCCAUUGAAGGAAUAAACAGUUUAUCAAAAUUGAAGACCACAUAUAUAGCUGAUAAUGGCCUGAACGGAACUUCAGAUCAAGCUGAUGGAGCCAAAGGAAAAGAUGUCAUGAUAACAGUCCCAGUUGGGACUGUGGUGACAUGGUGUUUGGACCCCAAGAUAGUAAGAGAAUACGUGGACCAGAAAAUAAAAGAGAACAAGGGAGGAUCACUCAGAGACAUCCUAGAGACAUCAAAAAUCCGUUUAAAUUGUACGGGAAGAUUUUCGAUUGAUCAAAAGCCUUCACAUAUUCAGUUGUUUAGAAAAUCAUAUGAAGCAGGAAAAGGUUGGAUAUUCAAAGGAAAAGAUGAAGAGUACCACUUAUCAAAGGAUUGGUUUCAAGACCUUGCCAAAAAUGUCACCGAGUAUGAUAUGGAUCUCGAGCAAUCAGAACUCGAAACAGAUAGAUUCCCAUUAUUAGGUUUGGAUUUGAGUAAACCCACAGAUAAGCCUAUAUGUUUACUCAAAGGUGGAAAAGGGGGUUUGGGUAACAUGCAUUUUCUCACCAACUUGAUACGUAAUCCAAGGUUCUCUAAGGAGGGUAGGAGUGGACUAGAGCAAUACUUUAUGUUUGAGUUAAAGAGUAUUGCUGAUUUAGGUCUUGUCGGUUUACCCAACGCCGGGAAAUCUACGAUUUUGAAUAGAAUAUCUAAUGCAACCCCAAGAGUUGGACAUUGGGAGUUUACUACUCUUCAUCCUACCGUCGGCACAAUAUCGCUUGGAAUUGAUAAACCAAAGUUUACUGUUGCAGAUAUCCCCGGAAUUAUCAAGGAUGCCUCUCAAGACAAAGGGAUGGGACUCGAGUUUUUGAGACAUAUCGAACGUUCGAAAGGUUGGGUUUUCGUGAUCAGUCUAGAGAAAGAAGAACCGUUAGAGGAUCUAUUCACGUUAAUGAACGAAGUAGGUGGCGAAGAAGCACUGGCUACUAAGAACAUUCUUGUUGUGUGCAACAAGGCAGACAUUGACGAAAAGUCCACAUUCACCAAGUAUCAAACAGUUCUAACUUUCUGCCAGAAAAACAACUGGGAAGUCAUUCCAAUAAGUGCCCUAAAAGGUGAAAAUAUCGAUGCUCUCCUGGUAAAGAUGGCCCAAUGUGCUGGUAAAGCAUAG